Messenger RNA from Suillus plorans, 1341 nucleotides. RefSeq lists its product as uncharacterized. NCBI's taxonomy places the organism in Eukaryota, Fungi, Basidiomycota, Agaricomycetes, Boletales, Suillaceae. Bases 1 to 1341 code for a protein of 446 amino acids. Gene Ontology annotation, biological process: unsaturated fatty acid biosynthetic process. Gene Ontology annotation, molecular function: stearoyl-CoA 9-desaturase activity; iron ion binding; heme binding. The record is from RefSeq and is a predicted model, not a curated record. The transcript is spliced from 6 exons. Gene Ontology annotation, cellular component: endoplasmic reticulum membrane.
AUGUUUAUCAAGAAUGUGAUGCAGGGCUUUCCGAACAUCACUGGCAUACGAUGGUUCAACCUUUCUGUCCUUGUCAUCACACCAGCUCUUUCGCUGUAUGGCUUGCUUUAUGUUCCCAUCCUUCAGAAGACUGUCGUUUGCACUGUCCUCUAUUAUAUUUAUUCCAUGCUUGGCAUAACUGCUGGAUACCACCGGCUUUGGUCACACAGAUCGUAUAACGCUUCGUUCCCCUUGCAGGUAUUCCUUAUUCUUGCGGGGGCGAGCGCAGUGCAAGGCUCGUGUUAUUGGUGGGCACGCCGCCAUCGUUCUCAUCACAGGCAUACCGACACGGAUCUGGACCCGUACAACUCAGAACGAGGCCUCCUCUGGACGCACAUUGGAUGGAUUAUUUUUAAGUCAGACUUGAAACCAGGGCCAGCCGAUGUCUCUGACUUGGGCAAGGACCCUCUCGUACAAUGGCAACACCGAUGGUACUUUGUCAUCCUGACUAUUUUCGGGUACUUGCUUCCAAUGAUCAUCCCUGGCUUGUUGUGGGGAGACUGGAAAGGCGGAUUCUUCUUCGUUGGUGCACUUCGUAUGACCGCGUGUCAUCACUGCACUUUUUGCAUCAACUCCAUUGCCCACUAUCUUGGAACUACGCCGUACGAUGACAAGCACACACCCCGCGAUCAUCUUUUGUCCGCUAUUCUCACUAUGGGAGAAGGAUACCAUAACUUCCACCAUCAAUUUCCCAUGGACUACAGGAAUGCAUUCCGAUGGUAUCAGUACGACCCUACCAAGUGGUUUAUCGGUGUCUGUCACUAUAUCGGUCUUGCCUCCCAUCUCCGCGUUUUCCCUAGCAACGAAAUUGAAAAGGGCGCACUCACGAUGAAGAUCAAGGCUCUCAAGGACAUCCAGGACUCAAUUGAAUGGCCCGUACCUCCGCAAGAACUUCCUGUGGUUUCGUGGAAAACAUUCCAGGAAGAAUCCCAGUCUCGGACCCUUCUCCUCAUCUCAGGUUUCAUCCACGACGUGUCAAUGUUCCUUGAUAGCCAUCCGGGAGGAUCCGUUUUACUCACACGAAACUCUGGGAAAGACAUGACGGCGUCAUUCUUUGGCGGUGUCUAUGCCCACUCUCACGCAGCGCAUAACGUGCGUACCAUGACACUAUUUGCUUAUUCAUUGAUGCUAACGACUAACUCCGACCCUCCGUUGACCGCUGUGAACUUACUUGCACGUUACGUCAUGAAGCUCCUUGGGAUGAUGCGUGUGGGCAUUCUAGCAGGUGGUGUGGAAGCGCCAGCAGAGCAUGCCAUCCCACCCAGUCAGCGACUGGUCAUACGUGCUAACACCUCCCAUUAA